Molecule: messenger RNA, 1578 nt
Organism: Arabis nemorensis
Lineage: Eukaryota; Viridiplantae; Streptophyta; Magnoliopsida; Brassicales; Brassicaceae
Source: the annotation of a GenBank genome assembly
AUGUACGGUGGAACUGUAAGAAGAGUAUCACGGCAAGAUAUAAAACUGGUAAAAGCUUCUCUGGAAAUGGAGGAUAACGACCCGAAAAACGACUUGUAUAAAGAAUGUUUUUAUGCUGGAGGCUUAAGUGAAUACAUUAAUUGGCGAAAUGCCAAUAAGAAACCGCUUCAUGAUGUGCUGCGUUUCAGAAAAGAGAUAAAUGGUACCUCCAUGGAUAUUGCACUUCAAUGGUGCCUAGAUGGAUAUUCAGACACAAUUCUGGGAUAUGCCAAUAGCAUCCGCACCACUGAUGGUGGAACACACAUAGAUGGUGUGAAAGCUUCAAUAACACGAACUCUGAACAGCCUUGCGAAAAAGUCGAAGGUUAUCAAGGAGGAUAUAACCUUGGGUGGGGAGCAUAUUAGGGAAGGACUGACUUGCAUUGUCUCAGUAAAUGUUCCAAAUCCUGAGUUUGAAGGUCAAACACAGACGAGAUUAGGAAAUCCAUAUGUCAGGGAAAUUGUUGACCAAUCAGUCGAGGAGUACCUAACGGAGUAUUUUGAAUUGCAUCCAGAUGUACUUGAGGGCAUUAUUUCCAAGUCCUUGAACGCUUACAAGACUGCUUUGGCUGUCAAGAGGGCAAGGGAAGUGAUUCGAUCAAAAAGCGUAUCAACACUGAGCACCAUUCCUGAGAAACCGACCAACUGCUCUUCUAAAAAAUCUGAGAUUUGUAUAGGCGGAGGAAAUUCUUCUGGUGGUGCUGCAAAACACAGCCUUGACAGGCGUUUCCAGAGCAAACGGACACGGGAGCAACCUUGGAGUGAUUAUGCAGUCUCUACAGCUCGUGGAAAGUCUUUAGAGAAUACUAGUGAUUCAAGCUUUGAGAAGAAAAGCAAAAAACCGAAGUCUUGUGUUCCAUCCUCAGACCCUUGUUGUUCUUCACGACAAAUUGCUGUUGCUUCAAACCCACAAAUCCCUAAAGAUGUUAGCAAGAAGAGUCCCAAAGAUGUUACCCAUGGCUCAAACAAAACAAGACCAUUUAUACCGAUCGGUCCUGGAUUUCAAGCUGAAAUUCCAGUUUGGGUUGCCCCUACAAAGAAGGGUAAAUUUUAUGGUAGUCCCGGAGAUUCGAAUACUCUAAGAUGGCUGGGAACUGGUGUUUGGCCAACAUAUAGCCUUAAAAAGAAAGUUCACUACAAAAAAGUCGGCGAAGGGAGAUCCGACUCUUGUUCUUGUGCUUCUCCAAGAUCAACCAAUUGCAUGAAACAACACAUUAGAGAGGCACGGGAGCUUCUAGAGAAAGAACUUAACCGUGCUUUCUAUACUUGGAAGUUUGAUCAAAUGGGUGAAGUCGUGUCAAAGUCAUGGACAUCCAAAGAAGAGCAAAGGUUUGAAGCUCUUGUGAAAAAGAAUCCUUUGUCAACUAGUGAAGGAUUUUGGGAAUUUGCUUCCAAAGCUUUCCCAAGAAGAAGUGAGAAGGAUCUCAUUAAUUACUAUCAAAAUGUUUUCCUCAUCAGACGAAUGAGAAUGCUUGCUAAAUCUUCUGCUGACCACAUCGAUAGCGAUGAUGACCACUAUGAUGACUUCUUAGCGGGAUGA